Wallemia ichthyophaga EXF-994 is the source of this 267-nucleotide messenger RNA. RefSeq lists its product as uncharacterized. The transcript has 4 exons. The record is from RefSeq and is a predicted model, not a curated record. The coding region runs from base 1 to 267 and encodes 88 amino acids. Lineage: Eukaryota; Fungi; Basidiomycota; Wallemiomycetes; Wallemiales; Wallemiaceae.
AUGUCCGCGGAACAACAAACAGGCCAAAUGGAUGCACUUGACAAGGGCGUCGACUUCGCUGCUAACAAGGCGGGACACAAGCAAUCAAGAGGAACCGUUGAAAAGAUUUCUGACGGGUAUGUCUCUGCGCAGACGCACACACGCGCCUCUAACAAAGCCCAGAAUUCGCAAAAUCUACAAGAAGCUUACAGGCAAAGAAGUACCUAUCAAGGUAUGCAUAAGCGUCUCACCCACGAUCCCGCUCACAUCAUACAGGACAAAGAGUAA